Molecule: messenger RNA, 855 nt
Organism: Linum trigynum
Lineage: Eukaryota; Viridiplantae; Streptophyta; Magnoliopsida; Malpighiales; Linaceae
Source: the annotation of a GenBank genome assembly
AGUUAGGUUAAUUUCCAUCUCCCCCCCAUCCCUUUCUUCCCUUCUCCAUUCCACCCUUCCGCUGCUCAAUUGAGGAGGAAUGGUCAUCAAAUCCAUAGGUUUCAUUCUACCUCUCCUGACGAAGAGAACCCAUAAACGAAACCUCAGUUUGGGUGAAUUAUUGCAAUCGGGAUCGAGGUUGCCCUGGCGGUGGUGUCUAAGUCACCGGCGAUGGAUUCAAGAGAAGGAGAAGGGAGGUCAGGAUGAGAAUGGUGAAAACAAAGAGCUUCAUGCGGCGGGGGACGACGAGCAGCUGGAAAGACAGGGGGGAUCCAAUAACCGCCCACCUCCCGACCUUCCAUCACCGUCGCUUACCCUCGCCCCUCUCUUCAAAUCCAUAAGAAAAUUUCAGAUCUGAUGGAUUCAAGCAUCCACUAAGAAUUAGAUCUUACUAGAGGAGCAUCGUAGUUGCCCGUACAACGUCACCAUAACCCCUAUCUCUGUAGAUUCUUUGUCGAAUCCAAUUCCUCUACUCUAUCUAUCCACGGCGAGUCCUUGAUUCUGUGUUUUUCUGCGGUGGGUGAUUUGGUGUGAGUGAUUUGGUUCGACGGAUCUCGUUUCACUGGCGGAUGCGGGAGAAGAGGUCACUGGUGUGUUUGAUGAGAUUCCUUUUUUGUUAUGAUUUAUGAUGUUCUUACGGGAUUGAUGGCUAGAGACUGAUAUUAACAUUGUAUAUUUGUUUGGGAAGUUAUGGAAGGUGCUGGAACUUCACUUUUUUGGGAAGAACAGAAAGAACCGAUCCGCUCAAAGUUGCGAAAGAAAAGGAAAGGGAAGACAACAUGAGGAGAAAAAAAUAAUUAAAUAUUUUAUUUUUAU